UCGGUGGUAAUGAUGUACAUAUGAAAUAUCAGUAUAUACCACAGCUAUUAUCGUCUCUUAUGGUCACAGUUUGAAGUUUGUGUGCCUGUACUUUGCAUAAAUCCUUUAUGUACCCACAACGACUAUAUUGCCUUGACCUCUGACCUCAACAAUGGCGUCCGUCAUGCAGCAGAUGUCUCGACUUGGGCUCCUAACACGGGCCGGCCUUCGGGCCCUGUCCUCUGCUCCUAAUGCAGCCGCAGCCAGUAAAUCAAGUGGCGCCUCUUUUGGAUUCGAGUUUUCGGAGGAACAGAAAGAGUAUCAGGCUCUGGCUCGGAAGUUUGCCCGGGAAGAAAUCCUGCCCAAAGCACCCGAAUAUGACAAGUCAGGGGAGUAUCCAGUGGAGAUAAUCAAGAAGGCGUGGGAACUUGGCCUCAUGAACACACACAUCCCCCAGUCUUGUGGAGGUCUUGGCCUGGGGAUCAUGGACGCCUGCAUCGUGACGGAGGAGCUGGCCUAUGGCUGCACCGGGGUGCAGACAGCCAUUGAGGCAAACUCCCUAGGACAAAUGCCAGUGAUAAUUGCAGGCAAUGAUGCUCAGAAGAAAAAGUACCUGGGGAGGAUGAUGGAAGAGCCUCUGAUGUGUGCCUAUGGCGUGACAGAACCAGGGGCAGGAUCGGACGUAGCGGGGAUCAAGACUCGUGCCGUCAAGAAGGGCAACGAGUAUGUCAUCAAUGGCCAGAAGAUGUGGAUCACAAAUGGCGGCCAUGCCAACUGGUAUUUUGUCCUCGCCCGUACUGAUCCAGACCCCAGUGCAUCGGCUGGCAAAGCUUUCACAGGCUUCAUCGUGGAACGGGACACCCCCGGUGUCAUUCCUGGCAGGAAGGAGUGGAACAUGGGACAGAGAGCGUCGGACACGCGAGGAAUCACCUUCGAGGAUGUUGUUGUCCCAGCGGAGAAUGUCCUGGGCCAGGAAGGAGUCGGCUUCAAGAUUGCAAUGGGAGCUUUUGACAAAACAAGGCCCCCUGUUGCGGCAGGUGCUGUUGGACUGGCCCAGCGAGCUCUGGACGAGGCCACCCGGUACUCCAUGGAGAGGAAGACCAUGGGCAAGUUCAUCUGUGAGCAUCAAGCAGUGUCCUUCAUCCUGGCUGAGAUGGCCAUCGGGGUGGAGACCGCUCGUCUGGCCAUGCACCGGUCAGCGUGGGAGAUUGACCAGGGACGUCGGAACACCUACUUCGCUUCCAUAGCCAAGGCCCUCGCUGGGGAUGUAGCAAACAAGUGUGCCACAGAUGCUGUCCAGGUUUUCGGAGGUAAUGGAUUCAACAGUGAUUACCCAGUGGAGAAGCUGAUGAGAGAUGCCAAGAUUUACCAGAUUUAUGAGGGGACUGCUCAAAUUCAACGUAUGAUUAUUGCCCGGGAACACUUAAUGAAAGCAAAGCAGACAAUGUGAUGAACCAAUCAGAUGCCUCAUAACAAAACCACUUUUCGUCAUAUUUGCAAUGACUGGUCACAUCAUGAGAAGAGCUCUCCUGUUUCGAAGUACAUAUUCAAUAGUCACAGUAUUUGUUGGUUAUUCAAUAGACACAGUAUUUUGGGGUUAUUCACAGUUUGUAAAUCAUAACCAAGAACUAUGUCAGAAGUGUUUGUAGAUAUUAGAGUGUGUGGUUCAAGGUAGCCAGAUCUGUGACUAAUGGACAAGCUUGUGCAGCAUUGCUCCUGAGUCUGGUAUAGAAACAUGAACCAUUUUUACUUGUGUGAAGGACAUUGUUGUACAAGACUUAGUACUAGGACAAAACAUUGCUUCCUUAUCAGAAGGUAGUGAAUAUUUAUUUUAUGGCCUGUUUGAUAUUGAAAUUAUAUAAUUAACUCUGAAUACCAUUGAUAUUUACUAACCAUGCUUCUCUCUGCGUGUACAUUGCUGUUUUCAUUGUGCUCGAUUUCCUGUACAAAGCACAUGUACAUAUCAUCAAGUUCCAGAUGCUGUAUCUUUGGAUGUGAUCUCUACGUGGAAUAAAUAUUAAAGCCCU
Molecule: messenger RNA, 2006 nt
Organism: Haliotis rufescens (red abalone)
Lineage: Eukaryota; Metazoa; Mollusca; Gastropoda; Lepetellida; Haliotidae
Product: medium-chain specific acyl-CoA dehydrogenase, mitochondrial-like
Exons: 13
Coding region: 152-1429 (425 amino acids)
Biological process (GO): fatty acid beta-oxidation; medium-chain fatty acid catabolic process
Cellular component (GO): mitochondrion
Molecular function (GO): medium-chain fatty acyl-CoA dehydrogenase activity; flavin adenine dinucleotide binding
Source: RefSeq, a predicted model, not a curated record